This is a messenger RNA of Aspergillus vadensis CBS 113365, 539 nucleotides long. Its product is annotated as DUF3602 domain-containing protein. The coding region runs from base 137 to 529 and encodes 130 amino acids. The transcript has 5 exons. The record is from RefSeq and is a predicted model, not a curated record. Lineage: Eukaryota; Fungi; Ascomycota; Eurotiomycetes; Eurotiales; Aspergillaceae.
ACUCGGUACACACACGCGCUCGUCGCAGACUCUUGAUUACAGCGUUCUUAUCAUCGCAUUGAAUCACUACACCGAUUUAGUACACAACACCACUCGAACAAAAACUACUACUACUCACCCCAAUCACUGCACCACCAUGGGCGAACACGAACCUAUUGUGUCGCACGGCCGUGGAGGCCAAGGAAACAUUGGCGCCGACUCCACCGAAUACGUCGACGGCGGCAUAGUCCGCGAAGGAGUCUACGGUGACCAAGGCGACGGCGCCUACUCAGCCGGCAGAGGCGGCGCCGGCAACAUCGGCUCCCCGCACGUACGCCCAACAUCCAAGAUCCCGCACGACGCGGAGAUAGUUCCCGAAUUGGCGAUUCGGCAGUCUGUUGAUGGGGAUUAUCAUACUGGGCGCGGCGGCCAAGGCAACGUGCACCUCGACGAAGAACAUAAGAAGGAAAAGGAGGAGAAGAAGCAUAAGGGGCCUGCGCAUGAGGGGUUGGCGGACAAGUUGAAGCAUAAGUUGUUUGGGAGGAAGUAGAUCACCUUUU